UCAACUGUCCGGUUUAAUGUGUCAAGAAGACUUUCUAAUAAUGUUUUACCUUUUACUUUCGUUAACUGUUGUAGGAAGUGGGGUUUUAGCUGUUGGCAUGUCACCCUUAACUGUCAUUCAUUGUUAUAUUAUUAAAGUCCAGCCUAUCUAUGUUAUUGUGUUUAUUUUGGUGGAUUUUUUGGUCAACAUUCUCUUUAGAUGCCUCCAUUGUAAAUCAGCGACGUGUUCAGUCGUAUUGUUGACAGGAGGGAGACUGAAUCAUGAUGACUUUGCAGUACCGUAAUGGCACGUAGUUUGUGCAAUGUAAUCAUUUUACAUAUAAUAACGUUUCUCUUACACCUGCAGCAGAUGAGAUAACCAUUCAGCCGUGUAAUAUUCUCGAUAAUUAUCUGCUGUUUUUAGCUUCUGAUUCUGGAUCAUUUGCAGAUCCAUAUUCCACAUAAGACCCCUGGGUUUGUCCAAAUGCUCAAAAGCUUUAUGACAACUUGUUAGUUGGAUUUAGCAUGAGGUAACGACAGGCAACGCUAACACAAGAUACUUUUUAAAGCACAGAUUCUGUUUUCUAAACAAGUCAAUCCACUUGAUAAUCUAGUACCUCUUUCUUUCUGUCACACACAAACACAAUAAAAUGCCAUCUAAGGAGCGUGAUGAUGAGGACGUGAAAUGUUCGAGGGGGAGAGUUGCACCUACACCUAUCUGCUUGCAGACACAGAAACCAGGGAGGCGAUCAUCAUUGAUCCGGUGCUGGAGACCAUUGACAGAGACCUGCGUCUCAUACAGGAGUUGGAUCUGAAACUAAUAGUAGCAGUAAACACUCACUGCCAUGCAGACCACAUAACCAGCUCUGGGUUGAUGAAGAAAAGACUGGUUGGGCUGAAAAGUGCUAUCUCCAGAUUCAGCGGUGCAUCUGCAGAUAUCCAGUUAGCAGAAGGGGAUAAGAUCAAAUUUGGAAAACAUUAUUUGACUGUAAAUAACACUCCAGGACACACUGAUGGAUGCACAACCUUGGUGUUUGGAGAUCAGAGCAUGGCUUUCACUGGAGACUCUCUGCUCAUUAGAGGCUGUGGCAGAACAGAUUUCCAGCAGGGCUGUGCUAGUCGGCUCUAUGAGUCGAUCCACACGAAGAUCUUCACGUUGCCUGAUGAGUGCCUCGUCUAUCCAGCUCAUGAUUAUUUAGGCCAGACGGUUUCCACAGUUGGUGAGGAACGCAGGUUCAACCCUCGAUUGACCAAGACCAAGGAAGAGUUUGUGAAGCUCAUGAACAACCUGAAUCUCCCCAAGCCGAAAAAAAUAGACAUUUCCGUUCCUGCUAAUCUGGUUUGUGGAUUACAUGAAGGUUGAAUGCUGCAUAAAAAAUCUGAUUUAAUGGGAGGAAUUAACUUUUAUGUUUUUAACAAGAUGCACCCAAACGGCUCACUAUGAAGAGCUUUCUUUGUUUGUCGCAAGUAACAUUUUUGCCAUGGUCAGAUCUGAGCUUUGAAGGUAUUUUUGCAUAAAAUAUUAAAAAAUAAAUUUCUAAUUUUGUAAUAAAACUGAAUAAUAACUGUUCUGUGUAUAUAAAUGUAAAAACAUACCAAUCGUUUGUAUUGUUGAAUGAAAUGUAUUAUUUUCUCUGUACAGUUGGUAUUAUGAAUGAUUGGCAGCAUGGUGGGGUAGUGGUAAGCAUCGUCACUUUAGCAUCAAACCUGCUUUAAUCAGCCUGUGGGCUUUUUUCAGGGAGGUGGGACGCUGCAUUUCUAGCGUCCCUGUUCUGAAAACCAUCAUGAUUGUUUUUAACGUGUGAUAAAUGGUUUAGCCUGAAUGUGUCAAAUCUGAUCUGUGUAACGAGUCAGUAACUGAUGCCAAUCUACAUGUUGGCUUUCAGUCCUGUAAUGUGCUGCUUUAAUGAUCCAAGUAGAGGAUGCAGUCCUCAUUCAGCCACAGAAACCUGCAGAUGUGAUUAAAACUGAACUUGUACAGCAAGUGUCCAAAUAAAACCGAUUUCAAGCAAA
Nothobranchius furzeri (turquoise killifish) is the source of this 1991-nucleotide messenger RNA. The record is from RefSeq and is a predicted model, not a curated record. Lineage: Eukaryota; Metazoa; Chordata; Actinopteri; Cyprinodontiformes; Nothobranchiidae.